Molecule: messenger RNA, 4488 nt
Organism: Argiope bruennichi
Lineage: Eukaryota; Metazoa; Arthropoda; Arachnida; Araneae; Araneidae
Gene: Csas
Product: N-acylneuraminate cytidylyltransferase-like
Exons: 5
Coding region: 21-761 (246 amino acids)
Molecular function (GO): N-acylneuraminate cytidylyltransferase activity
Source: RefSeq, a predicted model, not a curated record
GUCCUUGCCCGAAAAAAAUUAUGGAAGGAAGAGGAAACACGACGUCCGGUAUUGGAUGCCAUAUUUGCGGGCUUGUAUUGGCUAGAGGAGGAAGUAAGAGAAUUCCACGGAAAAAUGUUCGUUCCAUUGCAGGCUUACCAUUAUUAGCUUGGGUUUUACAUCCCAUGCUUGACUGUAAAAAGCUGACAUCUGUCUGGGUAUCGACAGAUGACACCGAGAUAGCCGAAGUGGCCCUUCGAUACGGUGCUCAGGUCCACUAUAGGGACAAGAAAACUGCCAAAGAUUCCAGUUCUUCCCUUGCAGGAGUUCAGGAUUUUGUGCACAAGCAUCCAGAGAUAUCUGUGAUAGCAUUGGUCCAAUGCACAUCUCCUUGCCUGCUACCUAUGUAUCUGGAUAAAGCUUGUGAAAUGAUACUAGAUCAGAAGUACGAUUCGGUGUUUUCAGUUGUGAGACAAAAGAAGUUAAGGUGGAAAGAGGUGAAACCAGGCGAAAGCACGGAACCUCUGAAUUUCAAUCCACAUCAAAGACCAAGACAACAAGAUUGGGAUGGGGAACUAGUGGAAAGCGGGCAUUUUUAUGUCACCAGAGUUUCAGUUAUAAAGGAUAACUUGCUUCAGGGUAAAAGGUGUGGCUACGUUGAAAUGCCCGAAGAACUUUGCAUCGAAAUCGACUCGGAAACCGAUUGGAUCAUCGCUGAAAAGUUAUUGGAACUGUACGGAUACAAAAAGAACGUAAACGAAUUAAAAGAAUAUUACGUUUGAGAACUCAUUCAAUUGGUACUACAAUAGAAACGGGGUGCUAUUUUUGAACGUACCAGCAAUAAAAGUCCUUGGAAAUCACCGCAAUGAUUUUUUAGGACAGCAAUUAAACAUAAAAUAUUACGCACUUAACACAGGAAGAAAAAAUUUAAUUGUUACUGAACUAUAGCGAAAAGUAUGCGUAACAUUUUUGUAUAGCGACUUCUGGUGCAAAGUACUAUAUGAUAAUCUAAAGAAUGUUGUGCACGAUCACUUCAUACCAUUUUAUUUUAUAAUCAAUCUAUUCUAAUCGGAAAUCCACAAAUAUUUCACUUCAGCUUCACUUCACCCCUUUAGUGGAUACCUUGUAAAAGUAACCACACGCCUCCUCCUCCCCAUCUCAUACUUAUUUGUAACUGGGGAUGCCUUAAUAAAGAAAGAGCACCCCCACCCCCCGAACAGACUUCUACUGCACUACGGAGGGCGACUUUUCUAUCACCGAUUCGUGUUGGAUUUACAUCCUUUGGUUAAGCUAAGUUGGUGUUGGAAAUAAUAAUAAAAGAAUUCCUAAUAUCCCCCCUUUCAAUUAUCCAACACCCCCCCCCCCUUCCGUUAUCAUCGUAAAAACCAAUCCAAACAGAGGAUGAAAAUGGAGUGGUAGAUUCAACCUUCAAUUCUACAUCAUGCCAUUUCUAACAAGUUUUCGCAUUGAUGUUCGAUCCUGAAGUGCCACCACUCCAUUGGCAUGGUAAGGAGUGGUCGUGAAUGACCGAUUUAGUGCCAUAAGUAAGCAGCCCCAUCCGCAUUCACCGCAAAGUGACACCACUCCGUUGGCAGGGUGUGGAGUGGUCGUGAAUGCCUGGUUUAGUGCCAUAAGUAAGCAGCCCCAUCCGCAUUCACAAAGCGACACCACUCCGUUGGCAUGGUGUGGAGUGGUCGUGAAUGACCAGUUUAAUGCCAUAAGUAAGCAGCCCCAUCCGCAUUCACCGCAAAGCGACACCACUCCAUUGGCAUGGUGUGGAGUGGUCGUGAAUGCCUGGUUUAAUACACAUCAGUGCCACAACUGUGCAAAUUGUAUAAAUGCAUUUGCACGGGGGUCCAAAGCAAAUAGUGGUGUUACGUUUACAGUUUGUGAAAUCAAUUAUAAAUUUUAAAAAAUAAGUAUUUCACAAACACCCUAAGGAAGUAAAGUUUUGUAUUAAUAAAACCAUAUUUGGUUGCUAAAAUAUUUCGAUCGAGUUGACAAACUCAAAGGUUAAUACUAAAUCAAAUAAUCGAAGUAAGCUAUAAAGCAGAUGAGUUCUCCCCUCAAUUUUCUCUCACAUUUCCAUAAUAUUGGGUGUGUUGUGCUUAGCUUCGUAGUAUAGUCAAGAUAAUUGAAUAUGAAUUUUGAUAUAACUACUCUUCAUGUUGAAUGAAAUGGGUCACAAAUUCGUAAUCUUGGUGAGAAAAACCAUAAAGAAAAUAAUUUGUAAUUUCGUUGAGUCCAAAUCACCGUUUCAUAUACAUGCAGAGAGGCAGACAGAAAAGAAGCCUACCUUUUGAUAACGUGUUCCAAUUCAUUUACAUUUUCUACCACAUUCUAAAAUUCAUCUAUCUGCGUUGUUGUGGUUCUGAUACAUCACCCUAACAGACUUAUAAUUAUACAUACGGACAGCUAUAGCCAUAGCAAAGGCAAGUUUUGCUUGGUGCAUGACAUUUUCGCCCCCAUUGAUAUCUCGCUUUCAGAAAUGUCAUAAAUGAAAUAGUUUUGUCCCCGUGACUCUUGCUAAGCUUGGCAAAUGGGGCCCCUGUAUCAUUACCCCAGGCACCCUUACCACACUGACUGCUACUGAUCAGCAGGCAGUCAACCUAAAGCUUUAUAUAGUCGAAAAUCUAAUACACAUAUACAAUUAUUUUGAUAAAAUCAUAUGUGAAAUUUAACCCAUUUAGUUUAUAGCAUUUUUGACUUAUUGAUUUCACGAUCACAUGAACAGACAGACAGUCUUCUCUUUGAUGGAAUGGCAAUAACAUUUAUGCAAACGUAGAAUUCUAGUGGCAAAAAUACUUUUCAAAUGCCAUUCAUUUAGCCCAUUCUUUUUUUUUUUUUUGAAUUAGUAUUUUUGUACAUAUAAACGAGCUGAUAAAGGUGCAGAGGUCAUCUCAGAGUAAAGCUAACUUCGGUAUCUGCAAUAUACCAAAUUUCAUUCUUCUAGCUCAAAGCGUUCUUGAUUUGGCAUGUCCAUAGACAGACAGACGUAAUUCCUAAAAUGUGUUGUGUCAGAGAAGUAUGAAACGCUGAGAUUCGUCAAAAUCUCGAGUUCGAUUUUUUUUUUUUUUUUGACGAUUUGCUUUUUUCUUUGUAUAUGAAAAAGUAAUAAAUUAUAGUUAAGGCACUAAUACAAAGUAUGAAAUAGAAUAUAACUAUGCAAAGCAGAAAUCGUUUUUUGAAAAAGAUUUAUAUGCAAUAUAGAUGCCUGUCAUUAAUUGUGAUAUAUGAUACAAAACUGCGCCAAUCUUAUGAUAAUUUAAUUAUAGGGCAGAGAGGGUAAUGCAAAAAUUUGGUGCUUCAUACUAGAGCUAAUAGAAAUUUUUCUCAACUCAACACUAUAACUCACUGCAAGACGUCACAUGCGCUGCUAAAAGAAUUCAUGCACAUUAUUGUCAUAAAAUGCAUUUAAUAUGUUCACCAACAGCAGGAAUUAUUCGACUUGGUUACGUAAAGUUUGUAAAAAGUACAUGAAGUAAGCUCUCAGUAAUUCGACUGUACUUAUAUCCGGUGGUUUUCAAAGGUAAGCUGAAGUGUAAAAUGAGCCAACUCCUCAAAUUUUCUCCCAUACUCUCUAAUAAAGUAUUAUCUCCAAAACUAUCACGAACUAUUAACAUUUGGCAGGAACUUAGCAUUUUUAUUGAAUGUAUCGAGCGAUCCUUGGCGAGUUUUUUUUUUUUUUGAGAUUAUCCUCGCUAUGGUGUUAAAAAUAUCCGAAAAUCAAAUUUGUGUUUUAGACAUGUUCUCCUCAAACGAUUGAAACAAAAAUUUGACAGAGAAUUACACCCAAAAAAUCCCAUACCAAAUUUGAUAUAUUUAAUUCAAUACGUUUUUAAGUUAUCGCGUUGACAUGUGUACUGACAGACAGACGACAAACUCCUGGUUGAAUUUGGUAUAAAAUGUCUACACUUUUGAUAUUAAAUGUACGUACCGAAUAUUAUCUGUCUAUCUCUGUUCGUUUUGCAAUUAUCAUGUUGACUUAUAUUCGAAUAGCCGGACAGACAGCGCUACUCUCACCGGAACGUGCUCAAAAUUAGAUAGAUAUCUACAAAUUUGUAGCUAAGAUAGUAUUCCAAAUUUCAUCCAUCUAGCUCGAAGCGUUUUUGUAUUAUUGUCACGAUAGACAGAGAGACAUUUUCCAAAAAGUAUGUUUUUCGAAUUCAAGGAGAUCUAAACGUAGAAAUUUGCUAAAAUUUCGAGUUCGAAUUUUUCGAAGAUUGUAAAACUUUUUCUAUACUUCGUACAAGAGAAAGUAAAAAACAAGUUACUGUGGCAGAUUUCAAAGUUUUUUUUUUUUUAAUGAACUUCUAAUAAUCCAAUGCUUUUGAUAAUCCGGCUAUCACGUGACUUGAUACUCAUUACUGAGAGUUUACUGUACUUUCUUAUAAUAGAUUAUUAGUAAUUUAAGCAAUGAAAAGUCUUCUUAGAAUGUUAUAAGUAAUCUAAGUCUGUAUUACACUGAUAAAUUUGUUUAAUAGAUUAUAUUUAUUUAUUUUUGUAGUG